Molecule: messenger RNA, 2278 nt
Organism: Bolinopsis microptera
Lineage: Eukaryota; Metazoa; Ctenophora; Tentaculata; Lobata; Bolinopsidae
Product: glutaminase kidney isoform, mitochondrial-like
Exons: 11
Coding region: 63-1763 (566 amino acids)
Biological process (GO): L-glutamine catabolic process
Molecular function (GO): glutaminase activity; protein binding
Source: RefSeq, a predicted model, not a curated record
CUAUAAAACACAAUAAACAAGCUCCGUUUUUUUCUGCUUUGUGUUGAUCCAUCUCCUGUAUCAUGGUCCAGGGUAAAAGUAAAUCUAAGUCCAAGUCAGGUCGUAGAAUGGUCCAGAAGACAGAAACAGAUGGAGCAGGAUUUCUGGGGGUACCUAGCAAGGCGCACUCGGAAGUGAGUAAUGUUGCCAGCAAUUCUAUCGACGAAAGUCUCUUGGUCGAAUUUUUAGAAGAGGAUGGGGUUGAUGUCUCCACUGCUAAAUUUCUUCACGGACUUAGCAGGAACGGGCUGCGCCCUCUAAGUGAUCCUCGCUUCAAAGAUACUAUAGAUAAGAUUAAAGCAUUAGGACACGAUCCUGAAAGUAUCCCAGAAGUUUUAAGCAUGGAGGAUUUCAAGGCAUGUCUGUCAUCAAACAUGGUGUUUAUAACACAAGCUCUUUGUGGAAAUUUGGUCAUCCCUCAAUGGUGUGAGUUCACCUCAGUUAUCAAGGAAAUGUUUGAUGAGUGCAAAUCCUUAAAACAUGGAAAGGUCGCCGAUCUAACACCACAAAUGGCGAAAGUUGAUCCAGAAAAGUACGCCAUAUCCAUUUGUACGGUUGACGGACAACGAUUGUCAUUGGGUGAUUCCAAAACAACAUUUCCGAUCCAGGACCUUAACCGUGUUUUGUUGUACGCUCUGACUUGCACCGAGAAAUCUGUAGACUACGUCCACCAAUACAUCGGAAAAGAACCCAGUGGUUCGGAAGGAGAGGCCCUGAACCUAAAAAACAAGAAACCUCACAAUCCUCUGCUUCUAACUGGAGGACUAACCAUGGCUUCCCUCAUGAAACCAAGCCUUUGCUUCUCAGAGAGAUUUGAAUACUUCCUCAAGAAAUGUGUGCAGUUCUGUGGGAAGGAGUAUGUCGGGUUUAACAACUCUCUAGCCCUCUCCUUGAAAGACCAUUCUAAUCGACUGUACGCCAUCGGUCAUUACUUACGGGAGAAUGGAUGUUUCAACAACGAGGCUAACGCGGACUCGCUAGAACAAACAAUGGAACUGUUCAUCCACUACAGUGCAAUUGAUAUGUCAAUUGACGCCGCUUCUGUGAUGGCUGCUACAUUGGCAUCUGGUGGACUCUGUCCACUGACUGGAGAGAAAGUGGUGUAUCCUGAAGCUGUGAGGAACUGUCUCAGUAUGAUGAACUGUUGUGGGGUUAACGAUUACAGUGGAGAGUUCAUGUUUGAGGUCGGACUGCCAGCCAAGUCGAACGUGUCAGGAGCGCUGAUGGUGGUGAUCCCCAACGUCCUGGGAAUGUGUAUCUACUCGCCCAGACUUGAUAGGAGCAGAAACUCUGUUAGAGGGGUUCAGUUCUGCAAGUUGUUCACGGAUAGGUUCGUAUUCCACCAGUUCGAUCCUUCUGAUAGAUCCAGAACCAAAAUCGACCCCAGGAGAAGAGACUUUCAUGAAACCAAGGACCAACAGAGUCUGAUUCUGCUCUUUGCUGCAUACCAAGGAACGAUGACGACACUAUAUCGGUAUCUCAAAGAAGGUGUAAACUUCGCUUAUCCCGACUAUGACGGCCGUACUGCCAUUCAUCUCGCUGUUUGUGGUGGUCAGCUUGACGUGGUGAAAUUCCUGAUAGAUAAAUGCCAUGUUGACGUCAACCCAAUUGAUCGAUGGGAGAACACACCUCUUGACGACGCUUUCAAGUACAAUCAUGAGCAGAUUAUAACUCUUCUCAAACGAAAGGGAGCUCAGACAGGGGCCGCCAUCAUGGGAAACUGAAGGAAUGUUAAUCUUUAUAUUACAGUUUUAAAAAUUUAUUCUAUAAAUAUUAUAAGUUUUUAUGAUUAGUAUCUCUACCAGCGAGACUGACUGCUAUAACUAUUAAGUGAUAUAUAUAUGUAUGUAUAUAUUUUGUUAUUUCAUAUUAUUUUUAGCAUGUUUUUAAUCCUUUUAAUUCAUACUUUGAUACGUUUUGAUACAAUCGCACCAAAGCUUACUUUGCCAUUUUUAUGCAUGUAUGAGCUAUAUAUUUACUGCUUUUUUUUUCCAAAACUCUUUAAGGUUGUAAUCAACUUUUGCUUUGUAAUAUAUCUAAAUUAUAAAUUGAACCAGAAUUGAAUUGAGUGACCUCAACGCGAACGUCUGUUCAUAUGUAAUCUGUUUAGUAAUACUAAUAGUACAAUUAUCUUGUUUUUAAGCUCAGCAAGUAUUAUUAGUUUUCAAUGGUAUGUUGUAAUUGUAUUACCUUGAUUAUUUCCUUUUUAUCUAGCGAGUUAAUAAUGUUGUAAACAAAA